Molecule: messenger RNA, 1486 nt
Organism: Erigeron canadensis
Lineage: Eukaryota; Viridiplantae; Streptophyta; Magnoliopsida; Asterales; Asteraceae
Product: ethylene-responsive transcription factor CRF2-like
Exons: 1
Coding region: 259-1203 (314 amino acids)
Biological process (GO): regulation of DNA-templated transcription
Molecular function (GO): DNA-binding transcription factor activity; DNA binding
Source: RefSeq, a predicted model, not a curated record
CUUCACUCUUCAUUCACGCGCAAACUUUAAACUCUCUCUCUCUCUCUCCAAAUUCUCUCAUUCAUUCCCCUUUCACCCCUACUAGUAAGUACUCCUCAGUCCCCCUUUUUGUCUCACCGGAAUAAGCAACUCUCACAUACCCACCACCACCACCACUUUUCACCCACUCAAAUGCGAAUCUAAUUUGUCAAAAUUAUAAUAAAAUCAUAUACGUACGUAAGAUAUAUAUUCACUAGUCAACAAUAUAUAUCCGAAGAAAUGAUGGAUUCUCGCAAGUUUACCGAACACAAAACCCACACCACUAUGAAUGCCCUCACUUCUCCUUCCAAAAUCAUACGUAUUUCCUUAACUGACCCUUAUGCUACAGACUCCGAUUCUUCAGGAGAUGAAUCCACCCGUACACGUGUCAAGAAGUACAUAACUCAAGUUACUAUAGAAAACCAUUCCCCCGCAACCACGGUCAAAGAAUCAAUUCAAAACCACAACAACAAUAAAAGAUCCAGAAAUAAAGGUGUCGGCAAAGGUGAUGUCCCUCCACCGAAAUUAAAAGUUACCAAUAAUAAAAAGUUUCGCGGGGUGAGGCAAAGACCAUGGGGAAAAUGGGCGGCUGAGAUUAGAGAUCCAAUGCGACGUGUACGGUUAUGGCUUGGUACCUACAAUACCGCUGAGGAGGCUGCUAUGGUUUACGACCACGCGGCUAUUCAGUUACGUGGUCCUCACGCGCUCACUAAUUUCACCUUUCCACCACCGCCGCUGUCUUUGCCGGAAAAGAUAAAAGCAAAGGUUUCUCCGGUGUCUUCGAGUAACAACUCCGGCGAAGACUCUCACCGCAACAUGAAGGCCACGUCACCCAAGUCUGUUUUACGUUUUACUUCCGACGAGUCAACUGCUGAGUCAACUCACAACGACGCCGGUGUUGAAGUGUCGGAAGUUACCGGAGAUGACGUGGCAUCGUCGGAGAAUUUUUCAGGGUUUGAGCCUUUUGAUAAUAGUUUCUGUACUUCGGAUUUGUUUGAGUUCCCAGAUAUAUUACCGGAUAUAUUCGACCCGGCAAGCUUAACGGGUGACCCGUUUGAAGGAACCGACCCGGUUGACAUGUUUGUUGAUUCGAGUUACGAUGUCGGGUUUGGUAGUUGGGCUGCAGAUGAUUACUUUAAUGAGUUUGGUGAUAUAUUCGGUUCGGAUCCUCUUGUUUCACUUUAGAAAGUAAAAGACCCACCCGGGGUUGGAAUUUUUGUACGGAAAGUAGGAAGUUUAUUAUAUUUGUUUAUUAUUUUUAUUAUUAUGACUAUAUAUAUUACGUAUGAUAAGAAGAUAAGAUAGAUAGAUAUAGACUAUAUAGAUAUAUAUAAAUAUCUAGGUGAACUCCAUUACUGUUUAAGAGUAAUGGACGAGUUGCUAAUAUAUGUGGAUGUUUCAGUGUUUGAUGUUUAAAGUGUGGCAUAUUUAUUUAUAUUUCAACGACGCGAUGUUGCUUUAUUUCUCA